UAAUUGUAAAAGUUGUCUUCAAUUCCAAAGGAAAUAUGCAAAGGUUUGCAGCAUCUGUUAUUAUUUGUGAAGCAUUUGAGUCACAGGUGACGUCAUAUAAAAUAUUAUUAUUCUGCAAGUCCCCUUUAUAGUCGUGCAUAAAGGCAAUUGAAUGCAAUGUCACGUCAUGAAUUGUAUCAAAGGAAAAAAACGACUCGUCAUUGCUUUACGAGUCUUUCUUUAUUCCCCCAGCAGAUGUCACUGGUGGGUCAAAUUUUGCCCGCACUGUACAUUCGCAGCAUCUUCCUGAGCUAUAACAACUUUUAGUAUGCUACAGAACAGUUCAUUCAAAGCAAACCCUGACAGUUUAUACACGUAUUGGUGUUUUAGGAUCAAAAGUUUGAGACUUAAUAGGAGAACAAAUGAGUCAAAUAAAUUUGAGGUAAUUCAAAAGUUAAGUCUAAAGAUAGUUGUUGACUUAUAAAAUGACUGUAUUGACCAUUUGUUUUGUUUUUGUGAGUGAACAUACUGUUAACUCAAUCAGCAUCAUUUUGACACGCCAUUUGAAAACGUAUGCAACUGAUUGGGCUACAGGGAGGGGAAAACUUGAGAUGAGUAUCGAUAAUUACAUUCAAUGAUUUGGUUAUAUUAAUUUGUUUGGAGGACCACGGAGAGAGUCUAACUGCAACACGUGAUAAAACAAUCAAAAAAUAUUUUUCCACCGUGAGAGUAAAUGUGCCACAGACUGUUAAAACAUAAUUAUACAUAACAAUUUUGUCUAAUAAGAGACCUUACACCCUCCCUUCGCUCUGUCCCUCUUGACUUGGUGACAGACCUAAAAGCCUUUUGUUGCCAUCUUAGCCAAUGGAGACUGAUGACGACAGCGGGCAGCUGAGAUAUAUAAAGAGCACCCUUUUUGACCGCACUUGCACAUUUUCCAGUGACACUUCUGCACACUCACACACCUCCAUGGACUGAAACUAUAGUACAGACGACGCCAAAAGCAACCAUCAUACUACACGUGAUCGGGCUAUGCAUUCAUUUGAUAGAAAUUUGGUCAACUUGCAAUAAAGACCCACUGGAACGCAAGCCCCCCAACCGCCCACCCGCCCCCCGACUGCAAAAAGACUACUUCUCGGUGUUGGAUUAGAUGCCACUCUGGUAGGAUAAAGACAGGAGCGCCGCACAGCCAAGAGAGGGGAUUUAACCGGUAACGUGAGUUAAACAACAAAAAGGAAACAAGCAAAACAAAGUUGCAUUGCCUCGUGUCCACGCAUCGUCAUGUCGAGGUAUAACUUCUUAUUGUGCUUGAUGGUGCUCAUUUCCCUGGGACAGUCGGGGAGCGAUGAGCCCAAUCUGCUGCUGCCUCCCGCCAGCGAGACGCCAACGGAUGCCGGCCUGUCACUCCUGGACGAGGACGCCGGUUCCCACGAGUGCUCCGCCUGCGUUUGGAGGGAACAAAGUAAAGUGCUGAGGCUGGAGACCAUCAAGUCGCAGAUCUUGAGCAAACUGCGUCUGAAGCAGGCGCCCAACAUCAGCCGGGAGGUGGUCAACCAACUGCUGCCUAAGGCGCCCCCGCUCCAGCAGCUCCUGGACCAUCAUGACUUCCAGGGAGACGCGUCCUCCCAGGAUGAGUUUAUGGAGGAGGAUGAGUACCACGCCACCACGGAGUCCGUCAUCACCAUGGCUUCUGAGCCGGAGCCCCUGGUGCAGGUGAAUGGGAAACCGAGCUGCUGCUUUUUCAAGUUCAGCCCCAAACUCAUGUUUACCAAGGUUCUGAAGGCCCAGCUGUGGGUGUACCUACGGCCUCUGCAGCAGACAUCCACCGUUUACCUGCAAAUACUGCGACUCAAGCCCGUAACGGAGCAAGGCAGCCGCCACAUCCGCAUCCGCUCGCUGAAGAUCGAGCUCAACUCCAGGGUGGGACACUGGCAAAGUAUUGACUUCAAGCACGUGUUGCAGAACUGGUUCAAACAGCCCCACACCAACUGGGGAAUCGACAUCAACGCCUUUGAUGAGAGCGGCAAUGACCUGGCCGUUACCUCGCUGCGACCUGGGGAGGAGGGGCUGCAGCCGUUCCUGGAAGUGAAGGUUCUGGAGACGACCAAACGCUCUCGAAGAAACCUGGGCCUGGACUGCGACGAGCACUCCACCGAGUCCCGUUGCUGUCGUUACCCUCUGACGGUGGACUUCGAGGCCUUUGGCUGGGACUGGAUCAUCGCGCCCAAGCGCUACAAAGCCAAUUAUUGCUCGGGCCAGUGCGAGUACAUGUUCAUGCAAAAGUACCCGCACACUCACUUGGUGCAGCACGCCAACCCCCGCGGCUCGGCGGGGCCCUGCUGCACCCCCACCAAGAUGUCGCCCAUUAACAUGCUCUACUUCAACGAUAAGCAGCAGAUUAUCCAUGGCAAGAUUCCCGGGAUGGUGGUGGAUCGAUGUGGCUGCUCUUAGGCUGAGGGGAUGACGCGCUUGUGCACGUUCACCAUUCCAUCAAACCACCUUAAAUGCAAAUGGAGCUCUCCCCUGGCACCAGAACCCAUUCCUUGGCACCAGAUUGAAAAAAAAAAAAAAGAUUAAAAAAAAAAAACCAAAGGGUUCCAUUUCGUCAAAUUCAAAUGAUUCUAACUUGUAGAAAGUUCUGUGUGAAAUAGGAAUCAAAAAAGGGACCGCGUGAUGGAAAUACAGUACAUGAAGUGAAUGUGAGGUGCGGCUACAAAGAAUAAGAACAUGUUUGAUUUCUGUUGUUGUGUUUUUAAUGGCAUCUUUGUGAAAUGUCCAUCCAUGUUGGUGGAUGAAGAUGACAGGAGACAUUUUUAGUUUCGAGACAUUUUAGUUCACAGCACUCUUUCUUCAUGAGUGAUCUACAAAAAAAAAGGGGGGGGGGGCAGACACCUCAACCGGAAUCCACACCUACAAAUUCGAUUCAUUGCUCUUUACAGAUGUCUAGAAAUGUAACGUUUUGAAGAGAUCCAAAAGCAAACCCUCUAUCUAUAACACCUUAGUGUGACAUUCUCGCGUAUCUACAAACCCUUUUCACUGCUGCUUUGAUGUGUUUUAUUUGGAGUCUUGUAAAAACUCCAAAAAGCAAGAGCGUGAGUGGAAAGUAUGGCUAGUUCUGCUGAAGCGGCGACUUCCGAUAAACAGUUAAGGCUAAAACGAUUCAUAUCUGGGUCAAGUCUUGAGUUGGUCAAUUUGCAUUUGAUGAAUGGCUGUUGUUUAGCUACAUAGGUUUAUAUUCUAAACUUUCUUAGUUGCUUUUAAAUUAUUCGCCUCCUUGCUUGUUAUGGGGGCUAAACGAUAACCAUUCAGCGAAACAACAUUGCACUUGAAGUCAACAGUUGGCUAAGGUAUGAAUCAUUUGACGCUUUACUGUACAUCAGGAGCUCGAGCGUGCGGAAAAUCUAACCUGGUGUAAAUAAACAAAAAUGUCCAAGCUGGAUCACUGAACAUUAGCUAAAAUUAGAUCCAAUCAAGCCACUAACCGCCAUUUAUAAAAAUGCAUCCCUCCCCAUCCACCCCCCCCCCCCCCAGCUCAUUCUCAUCGUGAAGAAUUACUAUUGUUAGUGCUUAAAUACAGUAGAGCUUAGUACAGUAUGCUCAACGUGUGUCUUUGUCUCCUGGAUAUCCUAGCAGAGAUAUCCAUUUGUUGUAAACGAAAGCACUAUGCUGUUGGAUAAAGGAAGAGCCUUCUGACAUUAUUAUAUAUAAAUGAUAUAUGUAUAUAUUAAAAAGAAAAAGGCGUAAGAAAACCUUUUUUUUGGAGGGGGGGGGGCACUCUACCUUACCAACAAUAAAUUUUGCACUAUGGCAUGAGGAGGUAAAGUGUUAUUUUGUGUUUUUGACCAAGCACAAGCGAGCUUGGACAAUGGAGCCUCAAAGAAACUAGUCAAGCUUCUGCUGAGGAACCAUGCGGAGAAACUAGCAAGGUUAUCACUCGUUUGAUGCCACCACACUCGUCCUGGCUUUUUGUCUGAAGCGGGGGCCUGUCCACUCCAUAUGCAUUCAAUCCAUUUUUGAAUGUAAAUCCAAUUUGGACCCUGACGUCCUAUCCCGUGCCAGCGGCCUGAAAGGCCUCCUUUUUCCGAACCAAGUCAUCAACGUGUGUAAUGAAAGUCUGCGUCGAUGAAUACAGAAUGCUUUAACUGGAAAUGGCCCGCCCAUCUACUUUAUUACAAAGUUAGCGAGACUUUAGAGUCCGAUUUGCCUUUGUGUGUGUUUUAAAGGAAAGCGCCCAUGUAAGAAUGGGAGGAGUAUCCAGGGAUCGUUAGCCAAAGUAGAGGACGACAUGUCUUGUGCUGUAACUUGUGUUGUUAUCGCAGGAAUUAUGCUAGAACUUUUCAAAGGGAGGAAAAUGCUGUUAGGGGCAGUGGUUGGAAAAGAUUCAACUGGUUAAUUGUCUAUAUUUAUUAAUAUUAAUUACAAAGUCUGUCUACCUCACUUUAGCGUUCUAAAAAAAGGGGGAAAAAAAACAAGCUUUUAAAAAUGGAUUAAAAUGUGCAAAUGAACCCUCACGACCCCCAAAAAAGAGAAGAAGAAAACCACAGGGUCCCCGUACUCUCAGGCUGGGAUGGACUUCUUGACAGAAUGACUGAUGCUCACGUGUGAUAUCCGAAGAUGGAAUUAGCUGUGCCCGCCAUGGCUUGACUAUUGCGAAAGCCAUUUUGAAAUGUAGUCUUUGUAUACUGGUAUGUGUGCAAGUGUUUUCAUAGAAAUAUAUGAGAGUUAAAAAAAAAAAAGCCUCUAUGUAAAUAACAACCCGAAUGUUGACAUUUAUGACGUUUUGGACAGGUUCACCGCUUCUAGUGUUUUUUCAUUGCUCCAUACUUUGUGUAGUUUUAAAUAAAUCACCCCAAGGUUGUAGAUUAAUGGUUGUGCAUAUGAAUAAUUGUUCAAUUGUUAUUUUUUUUGUCUUUCUUGUUUAUUAUCAUUUUUCUUUUGUACAAUAAAUCAUUUAUUUAGCUUA
Messenger RNA from Syngnathus typhle (broad-nosed pipefish), 4942 nucleotides. Its product is annotated as growth/differentiation factor 11-like. Gene Ontology annotation, cellular component: extracellular region. Gene Ontology annotation, biological process: SMAD protein signal transduction. Bases 1261 to 2430 code for a protein of 389 amino acids. Gene Ontology annotation, molecular function: cytokine activity; growth factor activity. The record is from RefSeq and is a predicted model, not a curated record. The transcript is spliced from 3 exons. NCBI's taxonomy places the organism in Eukaryota, Metazoa, Chordata, Actinopteri, Syngnathiformes, Syngnathidae.